Molecule: messenger RNA, 717 nt
Organism: Theobroma umbraticum
Lineage: Eukaryota; Viridiplantae; Streptophyta; Magnoliopsida; Malvales; Malvaceae
Source: RefSeq, a predicted model, not a curated record
AUGUCGCCCGUUCCCGACUCGCCGAGCCCGCCGCCCCGUCAGGCACGGGCCGCCGCCACGCGCGAGCGCAUCCUCGAGGCGGCGGCGGCCGACUUCGCCGCCGUCGGUUACCACGGCUCCUCGCUCUCGCGGAUCCUCGAGCGCGAUGCCGGGGUGACCAAGGGCGCGCUCUACUUCCACUUCGCCUCGAAGGAGGCCAUGGCGCUCGCCGUGGUCGAGGCGAUGGGCGACACCUACCGCGGUCUGGUCGAGACCGCGGCGCGCGACGACGCCCACCUCGACCCGCUGCGCCGGGCGGCCCGGCUCACCGCCGGGAUCCACGACCUGCUGUGGCCCUCCCCGGUCGUCCGUGCCGGGGUGCGGCUGUCCGGGGAGGGUGCGGUCGGCCCAGCGUGGUCGUCGUGGCCCACCCGAUUCUGGGAGGCGACCUUCACCGCGCUGUUCGUCGAGGCGCGCGAGCGGGGCGAGCUCCGCGGUGAGGUCGACCCGGUGGCGAUGGGCCGCUUCGUGCUCGACAUCUCGCAGGGAGCGUUCAUCACCUCGAUGGUCACCACCGGCCUCGCCGACCUGGCGCCGCGCGUGGCGCACAACUGGGAGGUUGCCUUCGCCUACAUGGCCGAGCCGGCCUGGCAGGCGGGCUGGCGCGACGAAGGCGGGAUGACGGCCGUCAUGCGCCAUCACCUCGAGCAGGGCGGUGACGUCGACGGGGGUGGGUGA